Molecule: messenger RNA, 4774 nt
Organism: Chlamydomonas reinhardtii
Lineage: Eukaryota; Viridiplantae; Chlorophyta; Chlorophyceae; Chlamydomonadales; Chlamydomonadaceae
Exons: 10
Coding region: 23-4042 (1339 amino acids)
Biological process (GO): double-strand break repair via homologous recombination; resolution of meiotic recombination intermediates
Cellular component (GO): RecQ family helicase-topoisomerase III complex; nuclear body
Source: RefSeq, a predicted model, not a curated record
AGUAGCGCUUGCGACUAUACUCAUGGACUGGGGCCGCAAACUGCGGGAGCAGUAUGCAAUCUCUGUUCGGCCGGAGUGGCUCGACCGCGUGCUGGAACAGCUCCGCGCGGCGCACCCAGACCUGGCAACUUGGCCGGAAGCACAAGUGGUUGAGAAGAUAUUCACGGCCUUCCUCUUCUGCGACUUAAACCAAGCUGGCGAGCCAGCCCUGCCUCCAAACACCAAGGAGUUGCACAAGGAAGUGCUUAACGGGCGGUUUGUGCUGCAGCUAGACGAAGUGGUGAACAUGGCGGCAGCAGCCCGCGAGCGAUACACGCCCCAGGCGGGGAACCGCAGCCUCAAGCUGGCGCUUACAGAUGGCUGUCAGCAGGUGGUGGGUGUGGAGCACGCGCACCUUCCCGCUAUCACCUGGGACUGCCCCGCAGGCAGCAAGGUGGUGGUUCACAAUGUGCCGGUGCGGCGCGGGCUGCUGCUGCUGGGCCCCGACAACACAGCGCUGCUGGGAGGACAGGUGGAGCGGCUGGAGGUGGCGCGGCAGCGGGCGGUGGCGGCGUGGAACAAGCCCGUGGUGGGGCGGCCGGCCGGCUCGGGGCCCCGGGACAUAUUCGGGGAGGCCCGGCAGGCGGCCUGGGCGCCCGGCGGGGCGCCCACACUGCCGGCUACAGCGGCUGUAGCUGCCGGCAGCGGCGGCGGGGGCGGUCCUCCGCAGCAACAGCAGCCACAGCCGCGCGGGACGGUGGGGGCAGGGGCGCCAGCAGGGGCGGGGCUGGGGAUCGGGGUGCUGCCGUGGGCGCCUGUGGCCGGCGGGCCGGCUGCAGCGGCGCCCGCUGGGCCGGUGAUGGGUGCGCCGAGGCAGCAGGCCCCUGCAUACCCGCCACAGGGGGCAAACCAGCAGCAGCAGCAACAGCAACAGCAACAGCAACAGCAACAGCAACAGCAACAGCAGCAGCAGCAGCAGCUUCACGGACACGGCUGGCAAGCUGGCCCACAGGGACCACCCCAGCAGCAGCCCCAACACCCGCCUCUGCACCAGGCGGCGGCACUGCACCCACACCAGCACCCGCAGCAGUACCCCACGCAGCACCCGCAGCAGCACCCGCAGCAGCACCCGCAGCAGCACCCGCAGCAGUACCCCACGCAGCCACGAGUCGGCGGCGCCGCCGGCCUCGGGCCUCCGCCCGGCGGGGGUCCGCCUGCUGGCGGGCCGCAACCGGCACCGGUCAGCGGCUCCAACUGGGGUGCGUCAGCCGUGGGCGCGCAAGCGGGUGCGGCGGUGGGCAACGGGCACGCUGACACCGGCGCCCGUGCAGGGCCAAGCGCGGGGCCGGGUGGCCGUGGCGGUGGUGCUGGUGCCGUUGCUGGCGCUGGUGCGGGUAGUGGUGCAGGUGCUGGGGGCAGUGGGCGGGUGGCCCGGUCGCCACCAGUGGUGGUAAUCACAAGCAGCGACUCGGGCGGCUCAGAUGGCAGUUCGGCCGGGGCGGAGGAGGAGCAGGAGGAGCGGGGAGGGUUGGAGCCUACGCCGGCAGGACCUCAGUCCGCAGCCUUGCAGGGCCGGCAACAACAGCAGCAGCAGCAAUACGUGCAGCAUCAGGAGCAGCCACAGAAUAGACAGCCGCAGCGAUUGCAGGCAGCAGGGUUAGCGUCGAUAGGGCUGGCCCCAGCAGGGUUGGCGGCAGCAGGCGUCCACACCAUCACCACUCCCGCUUCCAGCCUGCUGGGCGGCUCGUUGCGUAGGACCGCCGGCUUGGGCUUGGGCUUAGGCGUCGGCCUCGGUGUCGGUGCAGCGGCUGCCGCACAAGGGCCACCGCCGCCGCAAGCGCAGGGCGCUAGCAUUACAGCGGCGGCGGUGGCGGCCGCUGGUAUAUCAUCUUGUGGCCUGUUGCCGCCCGGUCCGCGCGGCACGACCAGGGACGGAGCAGGGGCCCAUGGUGGCGGGGGAGGGGGUCUGGCGGCCUCUGCUGCCGGAGGCAAUGGUGGCGGGCGCUGCGUCGUUGGCGCCCCUGCCAUGUCUGACGGGGCCGCGCGAAGGGUGCCGCUGAUGCUAGCUCGCAGCAGUCCCCUGGAGCCGGCGGCAGGGCCGCGUGCAGGGCCGGCGCCAGGGGCCGCGCCGUUGGGGUGGGGUGGCGCAGGCGGCAGCGCAGGUGGCGGUGCAGGCGUGAAACGGGAACCGCAGUCGCAGCAGCUGCUGCAGACGGGGCCGGCUGGUGAGGUAGAUAUGGUGGACCUUGCAUCGCUUGACGACGACGACGAGGAGGAGGAGGUGGUGGAGGAGGUGGAGGCAGGGGCUGGGUUCAGCAGAAGUGCUGGCGACCACCACCAGCAGCAGCAGCAGCAUGGGCACGAGGAGCAGGAGCCCGAGGAGCAGCAGCAGGAGCCAGAGAUCUGGGAGCCAGGAGGAGACUUCACGCCGCCGACAAGGAGCGGGGGGCCGGCGCCGGCUCUGAGAUCCGUAGCAGCAGGGUCGGCGGCGCAGGGGCCGGUGCAUGCAGCCGUGCCGCUGGCGCGACACCAACAGCACCAACAGCACCAACAGCAGCAGCAGGGCGUGAAAACCAGGCUGUCCUUACCACUGGACCCUCCCGGAGGAGACGAGAAGCGGCAGAGGCUGUCGCCGCUGCAAGGUCAGUCCCGUGCGCAGCCGCACGCCCAAAGCCUGCCAGUGGACGUUGUGCCGGAGACCCAAAUGGAUCAGGAACCAGAACCUGAGGACGCAGCUGGGUGCGAUCCGGAUUUAGCAGAUCCAGAUCAAGGAGGCGACGGGCGCGCAGAUCCCGGCGGCCCAGAGCCGGGUGACGCCGAGGCGCCCGAGGAGGCGGAGGGCAUGGCGUUUGAGGGUGAAGGCGGCGUCUGGUACGGCGGUGGCGGUGACGAGGGCGAGGGCGAGGCCGGGGAAGAUGGCGGUGAGGAGUUCGGGUUCGUGGGGCACGCGCGGAGCGCGCAGCAGCAGCUGCAGCGGCAGCCGCAGCCGCAGCCGCAGCAACAAGAUGAAGGGGAGCUGGCGGGUGCGGGGCCGCCGGGUGGGCAGCAGCCAGGGCUGUGGGGCCAGCUCCAGGGGGGCCUGGGCGAGGACGGCUUGGCCCUGGCGGCACUCGCGUUGCAGGACCGGGAGCAAGGCCGGGACCGAGACCGGGACCUUAAUGGCCAGCAGCAGCACCGCGAGCAUCACCACCCGCGCGACCAGCGCCAGCAGCACCACGCGGCGUGUGCUGGCGCCGGCCAGGGGGCUAGCAGCGGCGCAGCUGGUGGCGCGGCCGGCGCGCCUGGGACUGCUGCUGUGGUGGCCGCCGAUGUGGACGCGGCGGCGGCAGCGGCGGAUGCCGUGCUGGGUGAUGGCGGCGGUGGUGACGAGGGCGGUGUGGACGACCACUACGCUGGCGCCGUACUGCUGUGUCAGCUGCCCGACUUGCUGUCUGACCCCGAGCUGCCCUACCCGCUGCGUGUGGACAGCUACGCCGUUAUCCAGGAGGUGGAUGUGGACGUGGCGCUGGUGGACGACGGCACCGCCACACUGAAAGCGCGGCUCACGGACGGAGCGCUGGAGCCGGUGCUGGGCCACGCGCCGCCGCCGCCGCCGGGGCCGCACGCGGACGCCGCGGCGGCUGAGGGGGGCUUGCGGCUGGAUCACGUGCUGGCCAUGGCGGAAGAUCAGGAUCCAGAUGCCGCGGCGUACGGCACAAUGAUGGGCGAGCGCAUGUGCGACUUCGUGCGGGACUUUGCGGGCGUCAUCCGGCUCGAGUACGGCGCGCCGCCGCCGGCGCUGCCGCGGAUCGUGUGGCUGCAGGAUGACGUCGCGGGGCCGGGGCAGGGGCCGGUGGCGGCCGGGGGCGAUGCGGGCGGCAGCAGCUGUGGCGGGGGUGGGGGAACGGGGGCUGGGGAGGGUGCAGGGGCGGGGGCGGGGGCGGGGGCGGGGGCGGGGGCGGGGGCGGGGGCGGGGGACGGCGGGUGUUUGGUGUAUGAGGCGCACCUGGCGGGCGUGUUUGCUGUGGUGAACCACCAUGCGGAAAUGGAUGCGGGCGCAGGUGCAGAGGAGGGGCAGGGGUAGGGGCAGGAGACAGGGCAGGGAAGCUAUAGACAAUGAAUGAUCGGUGAACUGUGCUUUGGUGUUUGCAUGCGACUUCGCAAAGACGGGGACAGCCUUGGCCAGGGAAUUGAGUGGAUGGGUCCUUCAGUAUGGACGACUGGUUAAACUGGUGCUCAAGUUUUCUUGCUGAGCCCCCCGAGCGAAGCGAUCCAGGGGGGGCGAAGCCCCCCAGGAUUGCCCCUGUCCGUGCCUGCCUGCCUGCCUGCCUGCGUUGACAAAAAGUGCCAAACUGGCACAAACCGCGAGCGCUACGUAAUAUUACUUGCUAUUCCCUGUGGAGGGGCUCAGCCCCUUUUCCCGUGACCGGGGAACACUUGUCUUGCUGCUCGGUUCGCAAACAGGGGACAGCCUAGCAUGACUGCGGUCAUGGGUCAUGAAGCCGUGAGAGGGGCGGAGCCUGCCUGCGUGCGACUGGUGUCUGUGGCAGGGGCCGGUGGUAGGGCUGGCCGGCAGACGCGAAGUGACGCGCGGGAUGCACGCUGUGCACCGUAGGGUGCUCGCGGGCGGUGGCUUCGGGUAAUGUAGUGGCGGACGGACACCAUGGUGUGUGCAGGACUACAAGUGCUGGCCACAGCGCUCCGCGUUGUACUACGCUGUUUACGGUAUCCUGCGUGUGUGCUUGCUGGCCGUUUCAAGGCGUGACUGUUUCCCCCGUGCUGUUGCUGUCGUCCAUCUUUCCAUCCGCCGCACCAA